AUGAGCGGCUCAUCAAUCCACCGGGGCUGCGGGAACCCACCCGUGGGAUUCUUUAGUAAGUUUGAUCCCAAGCUGGUCCCUGGCCAUGACCGUGCCCGUCAACGCACCCAUGAAGCUACCUGGAUCAAACUUGCCGAGGCUGUGCCAAAGGACGAGAAGGACUGGCGCUUAGCGAGACAUAAGCAUGCCUUCAGCACCCCGGCGGAUAUGGUGAAGACAUUAGAAGAUCUCCUUGAUGGUGAAAAGAAGUCUCAGCUUUACAAGACUGUCUACCUAGCAAGUCGUUACGUGAUCCUUCGUGGCGGUUCCUCCCAUAGGGAAGCGGUAUACACUGAACUUCGAAAGUGCCUGGGCAAUGAAGAACUUAAGGAGGAGAUGUUAGACAUAUACAUGAAGGCAGUGGUGAUGUUCGUCAAAGUCCUCGAUGACUUAUUUUUGAAGGGCCUCUUGCACCGCGCUUUCGAACUUGUCCUUUACAUACCGAUACAAAUAUCACACCUGCGUCUUUACGGACCCAACCAAGAAAGAUUUGUUACUUACCUCUCGAUCCAGAAGCCUCCUGUCGAGAUUCAAGGAUCCCUGCUACUUUCCAUUCCCUUCCUGGUCCACCGUUUGUUCCCAGAACUCAGCCUUACCAGUAUCCAGAAUGCUUUUGGCACCACGAUCCAUAGUCCGGCUGAAUAUCGCAUCUUCGAGAGGGCAUUGCAAGGCCUAAACAUGCUUCCUCGCCUUCCAUCGCGGCCCAUUGAAGUCUUGAACAUACCCCAGAGUCUGCUAUCGGACAUACCAGAACUGGCGACAAAACUUCGUGGGUAUAACCCCAUGCUACCACUGUAUGUUCCACCGAGCACCCAGAUGCAUUGCUGCCAAUGGCCAGACGACAAAGAUCGUCUAACAGGUGUAUUGUGGGAAAUCUUGACCAGCCAAAACCUUCUUAACAAAGGGGACCAUCGCCUCAGUAAACGAUAUGCAGUACAUCACGAUGAAGGACGUCUCCCCACUCCGGAUAACCACGUCCAGGUUCUUAUACCUGUAAUUGACUCAACUGUCGCUGAAUCCCAGGUUUCGCUGGAUCCCGCUGUGCAUGAUAGAAAAUGGAGACAUCGAUGGGAAGCUGGGCAAUGGAUCCUCAUGCAGCCGGGCACAUCUUUACUACCGGAACAACCGGUCGAAUACUUAGCCUUGUUGUUCCUGAUAUCAAGUACCGACCCUGUUCGCAGAACGGUAGUCGGGCCAUGA
This is a messenger RNA of Fusarium odoratissimum NRRL 54006, 1239 nucleotides long. RefSeq lists its product as uncharacterized. The coding region runs from base 1 to 1239 and encodes 412 amino acids. The transcript has 4 exons. The record is from RefSeq and is a predicted model, not a curated record. Lineage: Eukaryota; Fungi; Ascomycota; Sordariomycetes; Hypocreales; Nectriaceae.